ACAUGGAUUACAUGGGAAAAUACGAGCAGGAGAAGUAAUAUUCUAAUAUAAACCUGGUAAAGUACAGGACAAGUUAUUACACUUGGAAAAGUUCAGGACAAUUAUUACAUCUGGUAAAGUACAGAACAAGAAAUUUUUUACUUAAAAUACUGUAGCUAAGAAUAAAAUUUGAAUAUUAAAAAUUAUUUGACUUUAAUUUACAAAGUAACAUUAUAAUUAAAAAAAGGUACUAUCGUUUUGGUAAAAUAUUGACACACUAAAAUACUUAAAAAAUGAGAGCUAGAAGUAUCAAUAUAGUUAAAGUUUUAUGCAAAGUAGAAUAGUAUAUAUCGUAGGAAAAUUCAUUAUGUAAAAGAUAAGCAUUGGGUCAAAACUAAACCUGUGAAGACUUAGCAAUAACUUAGGCAAUAACUCAAGCAAAUCUUACUGUGAAUUUGUUGUUAUAGGUAGAUUUUACUGUAAUAUGUAACUAAUUUUUGUAUUAUUCUAUUUAUUGUACUGACUAAUUAUGUACUACUAUUAUUUUUUAUAAUCUAUUUUCAAAUUUCUAAUUUUUUAUAAAAAAAUUUUUUAAUGAAUUUCUUUAAGUGCAAAAAUUAUUUUCAGUAAUUUUUUAUUUUUAAUAUAAGUAACAAGUAAUAACAAAUAGAAGUAAUAACUUGUAAUAAAAUUUUUAGUUUUUUCUAAAUCUAAAUAUUUUAUUUGAAAUUUUAUCCUUAGCUGCAAUAUUUUAAGUAAAAAUUUUCUUGUUCUGUACUUAACCAGAUAUAAUAACUUAUCCUGUACUUCUCCAGAUUUAUAAUCUUAAGAAUAUUAUUUCUCUUGCUCGCAUUUUUCCUCGACUAAUAAAGACAAAUCAAGUUGAGCUGGCGUGUGUAGAGUGAAAGCUUUGCGGUAGAAACAUGGGAGAUGAACAUACACACACACAAACUAUAUAUAUACACAUUUAAAAGUCUUUGCAAGAAUAUCAAAGAAUGGAGUUAACUAACUGCGUUUAUUGCCUAAAGGCGCCUCCAGGAGAAACUUAGUAAUGCGGGACAAGAUUAUUUUCGAAUCUAAGGAGAAAUUGUACCCUCUCAAAAUACAAGGAUUCCGAGUUUGUUUUCCCCGGCCACUCACUGAGGAACCUGAAUAAAAAUAAUCACGGAUCCCUUUUUUGCUUGAAGUAAAGUCUCUCGCAGUUUACUGAAAUUAUCACCUGUUUUAACUGAGUUUCUUUCUGGGUACACGUCUGCAUAUGAAACGCCCCUUAUAAUCUGUACCCAAGCAUUCAACGGGCAUCUUUUCUGAAUGUCUGACAAUACAGUGAAGGAUAGUAUGAUACCAGUUGCCGAAAAGAAGAGACAGUAAGAAGAGAUUUAGUUGAGGUACAUUAUUGUGUCUGUGUUGUCGGAGACAAAUCAAACAGUCAACAUGGAAUAACCAACAUAUGUGAUCUACCAGUUACCAAGGAGUGACUAACGUAAGAAACCUACCAGUUAUCAAGGAGAAACUGAUGUGUGCAAUCUACCAGUUACAAACGGAGUAAAUAACGUUUGUAGUCUAUCAGUUACCAUCGAGUAAACAACGUUAAUAAUCUAUUAUUUACCAAGGAGUAACCAACGUACGUAAUCUACCAGUUACCAUGAAAUUAAAUAAUGUGUAUAAUCUGCCAGUUAACAUGGAGUCAGCAAUGUAUGUAAUCUACCAGUUACCAUGGAAUAACCAACGUGUGUAAUCUGCCAGUUAUCGUGGAAUAACCAAAGUUUGUUAUCUACCAGUUACAAUGGAAUAAUCAACGUGUGUAAAUCUACAUGCUUGUGCGACGUGCCUCACCUACUUAAUUUGUCACGUGACCUAUUUCCUCACUAAUGCCAUGUAACUUGUCUACCAGCUUGUGUCACAUGCAUUGUCUACAAAUCUACCAAAAACCGUGAUUUUUAAGUGUAAGCAUUGAACAACAACUACUACUACUACUACUUCCACCAUCACCACUAACACCACCUCCACCAUCACUACUAUUAUUCAUCCCUAAACCUUAUUUAGAGGCUAGAAGGUGAAAUGAGAUUGUAUGACGUGUUGUGAUGUGAAUGCCUUUCUCAAGUGAUUUCGAGGCGAAAUUUAGCUGAAUAAGAAUGGCUACAAUCAGGAAUCCUAAACAGGUUUCAAAGUCAGUUUGUAAAGAGAUAACGUCUACCAUACAAUACUCUCUACAGCAACACCAACAACAACUAAAGCUACUCUCAAACCGAACUGAACAGCAGAAAUAUAAACACAAGAUACCAAUGAGAGUGAAGACACCACAACAACAACAACAACAACAGCAGCAACAACAACAACAACAACAGCAGCAGCAGCAAAAACAACUGCAGCAACAACAACACAAACAACAGCAACAGCAUCUGCAGCAAACACAACAGCAGCUUCGGCAACAGCAAAAACAUUUGAAACAAGAAAAACAACAAGAGAAGCAGGUAGUACCACAGCAGCAGAAGCAGCAGCAACAACAGAAAUUGAAGCGCCAACACUCCCAGCUUCAUUUUUUGCAACACCUUAAAGGGAAACUCCAAAAUAAACAAAAGCAGUUGCAACAGGAGUCUGGCUGGCAGACUGGACUGAAGAAACAACAAAAACAACAACAACAACAACAACAUCAAGUGCAGCAGCAACAACAAGUGCAGCAGCAAACGCAUCUGCCAUUACAUUGUCGGCGAGAAGACCAGCAUCUUCUUUUAGUCAACCAUAACAAUAACAGUCAAAAGGAACAACGAAGUUUGAUUAAAAUCGAUGCACGUCUUCGACCACAGGGGGAAGAGAAAGACCAAGGAAAACGGCAACUGAAAUUACAUCAACAACAACAACAACAAAAACAACAACAGCAGAAGCAGCAGCAAAAGGAAGAGAAGGAUCAUCAUCAUCAUCAUCAGCAGCAGCAGCACCAACAACAACAACAGCAACAACAAAAGCAGCCUCAGGAUCAUAAAGAGUGCCCAGAGAUUCCGGUAAAUGUUUUGGCGGAGACAGGUGUAGAUGUGACAUCUGGAGUAGUUUGUAAGGAAGUUGGACUUCCGUUACGAUAUGUACUGACCAACCAUACAAUGGGACAGACCAAAAAAACUGAACUAGACAAGAAUUCUAUUGCAAACGACAUGGAAUCUCGUGAGAAAGACAUUUCUCAUGCAUUGAAGUGGAUUCAACAAGAAAUGCUUCUGAUGAAAGAACAAGACAAACUAUUGAUUCGAAAAUUUAUUCAUCUGCGAAACAUCAUCCAAAAAUUGAAAUGCACAAUGGAGAAACCAUUUUCAACCUCUGACAUCAAUGAUGUUGUUUCCUUUGAGAACUUGAGUUCUUCUUUAUCACAAAUCUCUCUGCAAGAAGAUAUAUUUGAUGAUGUGGCUUUCCAGGUUAUGGAUGACCUUCAAGAGUGAACAAUGUCACAUGCAACAUUUCCAUAUACAAGCAAUGUUAGAGUUCUACAGACACCAAACUGGAAGAGAGAGAGGAAUUUGACAGAUAUGGUGAUGGUACAAUGGAAAUAUUCCAAUCUGGUAAUGUCUGACUCUGAUUAUAGACAGUGGCCAUACUGGAGUACUGCCAUCAGGAAUUAAUUGUAGAUUUUGGCUAAGUUGAACUUUAUAGUGUAAAAGGAUAAAAUUUGCAUGGAACAUUCUCACAAAAUAUUUUGUUUUGAUGCAACAAUUUAUCAAGAAUCCCUUGGCAAUAUACACACUCCCCCACCACACACACACACAAACACACAAGCUUCUGCAUAGGUUUCUCAUCUAUUAAAUUUCCCUCACCGCACCAUGGUAGAAGGCAUUUACCAAAGUACCAAACAAGGAAUCAAACCUGGAUUAACAUCACUGUGCAGCAAACAUUUUACCUGUAUAACCAUUCCUACACCCAUGGACCCAGGGACAGGAGGUGCAAGGGGUGCAAGUGCACCUCCUAAAAUUUUUGUCGGGUGCAAAAUUUAAAUUUGUACCCCUUUUAACUCUUGUCAGGUUUAUAAAGCAGUGCAUAAAAAUUGAUUUGUAAUAUGUCUCUUAGAGUUAGUUUUCUUCUCAAAGAACAAAGAACAAAAAGAAAUUUUUUUUAAAUGUAAUAAGACUUUGUAAGAAUUUUGGACAUGGGUUUGCACCCACUAAACAAAUUUCGUUCCCAAGCCAGUACCUACAUCCACAUAUAUGUGUGUGUGUAAGAAGUAAAAGGGAUUAAUAAAUACAGACAGAUAUCUAUAAAGCAUUCAGUGUUAAACAAAUUUGGUUGACUAUACCUAACAAUCAGAUACUAAUUAGUGCAAGUAAAAUUAACAUCCAAGAUAAUUUCAAGAAAUUCGAAGAAUGAGACUUCACUGGUAUUUAAUACCUUUUACUGUAUCUAAAUAUGCUGGCACCAUAGAAACAAUCAUUGGUAAUGUAUGGUGUAAUCACCAAUUAAAGAUGUGAUUUUCUCCAUUCUUAUUCUUGUUAUAUGUAUAUACGAGGGGAUGCUGAAAAGUUCGUGGCUUUGGGUAAAAGAAAUACAGGAGGAUCAGUUAAUUAUGAUUAUAUCUAACAUAUCCCCCUCUCAGAUUUACACACUUAUUGCAGUAGUCCUUCAGUUUUUUUAAACCCUGUAAAAGAACUUGGAAGGUUUGGCCUCAAACCAAGCCUUUCACGAUACCCUUAAAGCCAGGAUCUUUUCAGCACCCCCUCGCAUAUAUCAUCAUUUUACACCCCUUUCUCCAUGCUUGAAUGGAUUGGAUGGGUCCUUUUCAAUUUAGCACCUCAUCACUUGCUCGAGCUCUUUGUCAUCUUCUUUGUAAGGGUCAUUCUCUUGAGAUUAACUUUCACCUGUUCUUUCCGUGUCGUUCUUGGUCUUCCCACUACAUUACACCAUGAUACUCCUUAUACAAUAACAUGUCUGUACCAGCUCAGUCUUUUCUCUUGGUCAUCUGAUUUCUCUUAUACUCAGUUUUUUUUCUCUCUGCUUCUUUCUUCUUGAUCAAUCAUAUACUUCUUACUUUGGCAUAUGUCACCAUAUUUAAUGCCCAUGUUUUGUUCACUUGUGACAUUUCAGUCUGUACACAGGCAUCUGCUAGCAGAAACAAUAAUUUCCUGAACUUUUUCCUCUCAGCUUUUAGUCGGGUUACAAUGCCUUCCAAACAACCUCUUUCAUUGUAAUAAAGUCACUUCAGUAACGAACCCUAUCAUUUACAUCUAAAGGUCCUUCUAAAUAUUUACAAGAAUUUAUUAUAACAAGUGCUUUUAUUGCUAACAACUCUUGUGCAUCUGCUUCAAAAUCCUUCUUCCCUCUCAGCUUAUAUGUGAUCCCACUGUAUCUCAUGUAAGUAAGUAAAAUCCCUAGUUACUGACUGGAAGGGGAAGCUGUCUUUUCAACCAAUAUGCUGCUGGAUAAUGGAUUCUGAUGAUGAUGUUAUUCCACACUUUCUAAUUCAUGGCACUGGCCUUAACAUGCUCAAGGUCGAGGUAUUGUGACUUCAGAUCUUCUUCAAUUUGUUUCGCCCAUGUCUUCUUGGUGUACAGUGCUGGAUUCUCCAGAGCAAAGAUCACUGCCACCACAAAAGUUGGUGAGGUAAUCUUCCCAAGGCUCAUCCUGCAGAUGUAGCUGAACAACAGUUUACAUAGAUUAUGCCAUAUGGCAUUCUUUCCUUUUCUACUUAUCAAGAAUGACCAUUUCCCAGAUGGUAACAGAAUCUUGACAUCUUUUCUGUCAUCUAAAACUUUUAUUUUUGUUAAAUUUGCUUCAAGAUAUCUUGAUUAUAGGUUUUGAAUCAACAUUAGGAAUUUCUCUAAUUCUUCAACAGAUUCAACGCUAUCUAAACUGAAGCAAACCAAAGAACUUAAUAUAUCAACUGGGUGGCAACUUCUUUUUUCUGUAGUUUACACACAAAUAAUAAAACUGAGAAUUCUGACACAAUCUAUUACUGAAAGGUUCAUCAAGCAGUCUUAACAGAUUAGUCUUAGCACCACUAAUGAGUUAAUAGAUUGGAGAUAACACUAUUAAUGUCUAUACUGAAGUAUAUCUUAUCUGAUCAGUCUUAACACCACUAAUAUCUUACCUGAUCAGUCAUAACACCACCAUCAUAACUGACCAGUCAUAGUACAACUAAUGUCAUAACAGAUCAACACCAAUAUAUCAAUAUUAAUAGCAGCAUUUUGUCUGUCCUGAGUUCAAAUUCUGCUGAGGUCGACUUUGUUUUUCAUCUUUUCAGGGUUAAUAAAAUAAAUACCAGCUGAAAACUGGGGUCCACAUGUAAUCAACUAACCCCCUUCCCCGAAAUUGCUGGCUUUGUGCCAAAAUUUGAAGCCAAUAUUAAUGUCUUAACUAAUCACUUACAUCACCCCAGUGCUUAAACUGUACUGCUGUUUUAACUGAUCAUAGCCCACCAUUGUCUUAAUUGAUCAGUUAUUGCAGCACCAAUGUCUUAACUGUUAUGAUGUUUUUACAAAUAUUUAUAGUACUAUCAAAUGUCCUAACUGAUUAGCACAUCCUUAUUGUGUCUAUUGUUAUACACUGUCCCAAGAACAUUAGUAAUUUUGUUAAACAAAGUGAAUCAGCUUUAAUUGAACCGCUACUUUGGUUCAUUAGGUUUCAUUAUCUCGUAACUCGACAAUACUCACCAUUAAGUGUGUAUAAACAUUUUAUUAGUGGCAUGCAGAACAACUUCCUGUUUUAUUUUUCUUGAUAAUGGGAAUUUUUAACCAACAAACAAACCAAUAAAUAAACAAAAAGAAAUAAUAAAUAGUACUCUAUAAUAUUUUGAUUUGAAAUACCAAA
Octopus bimaculoides (California two-spot octopus) is the source of this 6762-nucleotide messenger RNA. RefSeq lists its product as uncharacterized. The record is from RefSeq and is a predicted model, not a curated record. NCBI's taxonomy places the organism in Eukaryota, Metazoa, Mollusca, Cephalopoda, Octopoda, Octopodidae.